AUGGCAAGUGCAGCAUCGUCACUGACAAGUGCGGGAGGUAACGACCGCUUCAACAAGGAAGCUGCAGCAUGGGAUUCUAAUCCUUUCGUCCACCAGAUGAGCUCUGAAGCUUGGAAAGCUCUCCAGAAAUACGUGCCGGCCUUACAGUCACAUCCAAAGGAUCUUGAUGUACUCGAGAUUGGUUGUGGAACAGGCCUUCUGAGUUUCCUGGUCGCUCCUGCAGUUCAUGAGGUUGUCGCUGUGGACGCUGCUGAAGGUAUGAUAGAUGUCCUGAAGACCAAGAUUGAUAAAUCCCAGACGAAGAACAUCACUCCAGUUGCAGUCCUACUCGAAGAUCCAGACGAUCCGAGUCUACCACCAGCCGACAGCAACGUCCCUAGUGGACCACGCAAGCGCUUCGAUCUGAUCACAUCCCACCUAGUGCUUCACCACAUUCCAGAACUAGAGCCGGUACUGAAGACCAUGCUUGGCUGCCUGAAACCCGGCGGUAUGAUUGCUCUGACAGACUUUGAGGACUUCGGACCUGAAGCCAAGCGCUUCCAUCCACAGAACAAGAUGGGUGGUGUCGAGCGCCAUGGUAUCAAUGCAAAAUGGAUUUCCAGUCUUAUGACCCAAGUCGGCUUCCAUGAUGUCGAUGUCAAGGUCGCCUGGGAACACAAGAAAAAGGUUGAAAGGUGGCCGGGAGAAUUUUCACCCGAGAAACCUAUCGGACCCGAUCAAGGAGAGCUGAUGAAUUUCUCUUAUGUCCUCUGCAUGGGCUCGAAGCCUGCCUGA
Lithohypha guttulata is the source of this 774-nucleotide messenger RNA. RefSeq lists its product as uncharacterized. Bases 1 to 774 code for a protein of 257 amino acids. Lineage: Eukaryota; Fungi; Ascomycota; Eurotiomycetes; Chaetothyriales; Trichomeriaceae. The record is from RefSeq and is a predicted model, not a curated record. The transcript has a single exon.